AUGGAGGGGGAGCUCUCAGGCCCUCGCCACAGCCCUAGCCUCGUGUCCCCGGGUCGUCGCAGCUUCAGUCGGAAACCGGGACCCCCAGCCGCCCCCGCGGCGUCUGCUGAGAGAUCCCGCGCCACCCAAUCUCCAAAACCCGUGAGACGCGUACUCGCGCCUGCCUUACUCACCAAGGUUGACGAAGCUCAUGACCAUGUCGGCGUCGGUGAGGAAGUGGCUAUCUUGCAGGCUGGCCAGAGGGGGGCCCUGGGUGCUGAAGACGGCCUUGUAGGGGUAGGAGAAGCCCUGGCCCGGCCCGCUGCCCUCCUCCACCGCCAUGGCGUUGUACAGGUCCAGCAUGAACAUGGGCGCCGAGUUGUGCUUGCCCUGGAGGUGCGGGCGCGGGCGGUGGGGCAAGCCCAAGAUGGAGAGGAUCUCGCGCUGCAUCUCCCGCCGCUCUUGGCUGCGGAGACGCCGGUGGAUGAAGCUCGAGUGCACCUCGUUGUCCAGGCUGAAGUCGGCCAGGGCGGAGCGCAGCAAGAACAGGGGUGCCCAGAGCGCCACGAAGCUGUGCGGCGCCGCGGCGCGCAGCGAGCGCACGUGCAUCGCGCCGGCUCUACGCGCGACCCGGGCUCCGGCCUCUGGGCCCGCACCGCCCCAGGUGGCAGAGGGGGCAGGCGGCUGUCCGCGCCGCUCCGUCACUUGCAGCAGACGUGCCCCGCUGCGCCCGCGCCAGACAUGGCCCCUCCCCGGCCGGCCGCGCUCUGCUGGGACCCCCGCCCCCUGCUCGGUGCUGGCCCCGGGCCCCUAGUCCCGCACUCGCCCGGGCGCACCGCAGGGCUUGGAAAGCAGCCCCGGCGAGCGAGGAGGCGAGUGAGGAGGCGGGCGCGGGUGGGAGGAGCAGCCAGCAAACCUACGAGUCCAGAGAGUGAGCGCCGGGGAGGCAGCAAGAAGGCGGGCGGGCGGGCGAGCGCUCCUUCUUCCCGCUCCUCUCGUGCUACCGCCCUCGGGCGGCGGCGACCCACCCUCUUCCAAUCUCUGGCUCGGAGAACAGGGUCUCCAGGACACUCUCCCAAGCCCUGGGCGCCCUGGAUCGCACUAGAGGCCGCCUCAGGAGCCCCAGAGUGGUGCGCGCUGGGGCCUGGGCAGAGGAGGAGGAGGAGGAGGAGGAGGAGGAGGAGGAGGAGGAGGAGGAGGAGGAGGAUGGACUUCCAGGGGCCCCUCCCGCGCCGGCGGCCUCCCACCUGCCCUCGGCCCCGCCCUCCCCACAGCUGUGCCCAAUGGAUUCAUUCAUUCCCUCUAGAGCGCUUGACAAAUGUUUACCGACUGCCCACGGGGUGCCCAGAGCCUGGCGGGACUUCGCUGGGUUGCGGCGGGAGGAAUCCCAGCCGGCCCUGCCCUCUUGGCACUCGCGGUCCGCACCAGGAAGGCAGCCAGAGCGGGACGGGGGGCUGCCGACCGCGAUGGGAAAAGUUAGGGGAGCCCGGAGGUGGCGCAGAAAUAGAAGGCUUCCUGGAAGCGGUGACCCUUGAGCCGGUCUUGCCCCUCUGUCCCGGUCUCCUUUUAAGCCGGGCACGCUGGCCCCUCCGCGCCUUCCUGAGCCAGUUGUCAGCUAGUCUCUGCGCUCGCCAGUCCUUGGGCCUGGACCUCUCCCCGAUUACCACCCCCCGCCCCGCAGCGGGCGCCGCUUUCUCCUCCCAGAAACCUCCAAGACCUGCCAAGCUCAGGUCGCUUCCUCGCCUCACCCCACGCACAUCUGAGUUAUUUCCUGUCCUUUCUCUUGCUGUCUGGAAUUACUGUUUGAGUUACCCGGUGCCUUCUUUAUUGCCUUCUCACGCCCGCUAGACACCCAGUGCCCUG
Molecule: messenger RNA, 1842 nt
Organism: Callithrix jacchus (white-tufted-ear marmoset)
Lineage: Eukaryota; Metazoa; Chordata; Mammalia; Primates; Cebidae
Source: RefSeq, a predicted model, not a curated record